UGAUUGAUAUAUAACACUAAAUCCAUGCCCCUAAUAUCCAACGCAGAAACAGCCGAUACAUCAAAAUGUAAAAUUAUGCAUGCACCUAGACCUUCUGAUUUUAGUUCACAGAACGACAUUAAUCAAGACCGAGCCCAAGAUCACCAUCAUCAUCAUCAUCGCCACCACCACCACCAUCAUCAUCAUCAUCACAAUCAAUAUCAUGAGAACUCACCGCCAAUAAACGCAACAAAUGCAACAACGACAGCUGCAUCAUCAAAUAUUAGCAAUUCGACACCAAUCAAAGCCACGGCAGCCUUCUUUUCGUCGCACAUUAACGAGAAUUUCGCUAACUUGAAUCGAAAAUGGACGAAUCUGAAUCGACGUCGACGUCGAAAUAGCAGUUCUGGUGAUCCAAAAGAAUUGGACAUGCUUGUUUUGAAAUCUGUGGAUUGGGAUGAAAAUGAAAGCUUUUAAGGGAUAUCGGAUACCUAUCAACACUAAAGAUAAAA
Messenger RNA from Hermetia illucens (black soldier fly), 491 nucleotides. Its product is annotated as rho GTPase-activating protein gacG-like. The record is from RefSeq and is a predicted model, not a curated record. Bases 25 to 456 code for a protein of 143 amino acids. Lineage: Eukaryota; Metazoa; Arthropoda; Insecta; Diptera; Stratiomyidae. The transcript has a single exon.